CAAUAUCUCGAAAGUUACCAAAAUGCAAAUGCGUUGUUUAUUACAAGUAGGGCUGAUUCGUACUCAAACCAUUUGUCUCGAUGAGUGGCUUUGAUUUACAGUAUUCAAUGUAGUUUUCAUUACGGUUAUAUUUAGCUUAGUAGCAGUAGAGCUUCUUGUGAAAGAGUUCAUUCAGGGUAGUACUGCCACUUUACCUAUUUCUGCCGCCAAAGCAGUUAUGUUGGCGUUACUGCGAUCCGGUUUUGAUGGGUAAGGGAGCUCGUGAAAUACAGCCACAGGGGACUUUUCAACUAUGUGUCAAGAUAAUGAAGCUCUUCGUCGUAAUAGCUCUCACAUGCUGUAUAGCAGCAACGUGGGCCAAACCUGGCUCCACAUACACUGACAAAUGGGAUCACAUCAAUGUAGAUGAAAUCUUAGAAUCCGAUCGCCUGCUUAAAGGUUACGUCGAUUGUCUUUUAGACAGAGGACGAUGCACACCUGACGGUAAAGAACUUAAGACCACUUUACCAGACGCCCUCGAACAUGAGUGUUCGAAAUGUACGAAAAAACAAAAGGAAGGUUCGGAUAAAGUCAUAAAACACCUAGUCAACAGACGCCCAGACCUAUGGAAGGAACUUUCUCAGAAGUUUGACCCUGAGAAUAUUUACCAGGAAAGGUACAAGGACAAAAUUAAUGCUGCUAAGGCAUAAAAGGAAGUAACAAGAAUGUUCUUAGGUAAUGUCUAGGGAAAUUGAAUUUGUGUGUAUUAGUUCCAUUAAAGGCGGUUUUGUAGAGAUUACACUACUAAAUACAACCAUUAAAUACAAACGCCCUUGGUUAUU
Hyposmocoma kahamanoa is the source of this 821-nucleotide messenger RNA. It is a transcript of the gene CSP10, whose product is annotated as ejaculatory bulb-specific protein 3-like. The transcript is spliced from 2 exons. Bases 246 to 689 code for a protein of 147 amino acids. The record is from RefSeq and is a predicted model, not a curated record. NCBI's taxonomy places the organism in Eukaryota, Metazoa, Arthropoda, Insecta, Lepidoptera, Cosmopterigidae.